This is a messenger RNA of Histoplasma capsulatum G186AR, 792 nucleotides long. RefSeq lists its product as uncharacterized. The coding region runs from base 1 to 792 and encodes 263 amino acids. The record is from RefSeq and is a predicted model, not a curated record. Lineage: Eukaryota; Fungi; Ascomycota; Eurotiomycetes; Onygenales; Ajellomycetaceae. The transcript is spliced from 2 exons.
AUGCCUCCAAUCAGACGCUACCUUCGCGUCAGCAAAUACUCAGUGCUUGAAUGCAGAAUAUAUCUUGAGAAUCCGGUCGAUUCACGCUGGUUGCUUGAUACCCGCGACCCAGCUCUACCCCGUGUAUUCAAGAGCAUACAGCCCUUAGUCCUUCCGAAGCUGCGAGAGGAAACUGAACGAGCUCGCACAAAGAAGUCGAAGCCCGUAAAGGACGUCCUGUCAGAGGAUGAUUUUGAGGUUUCUAUUUUCCUUCGUGCGGGAGGCACCACCCACUCAAUUAUUACAAAACUAAAAUCUUUCGACGAUCAGCCGCCCAAAAUCCAAAGUAACUCAAGGAAAUUAACUGGAACUGAUGACACUCCGAUCCCCAUUACCGAUGACUCUUUGACGAUAUCGACUAUUUUACCAGAGAGCGACGAGGAAACCCCGAUCAACUUGCAGGAUAUCCAUGCAGCUGAUGAAGGCAUCCAGUCAUCAACAAGCCGACGGCGAAGAAGAAGAGGGGAUUGUACAGAAAGUGAUUCUAAUGCGGAAACCGAUAACGAUGGUGAGGACACGCAUGUCACGAAGCGAAAAAAGCCCCAGGUCGAACCCAUUCCGGAACCCCAAGACAAGAAACCACGCUUAACCACCAGCUAUAAAGGGUUCAUAAUAGGAGAAAGGAUAUUGUGUCUUCUCAUCGCCCGGAAGGGCGAUAGAGCGAGGUCAAACCCCGAUACAGUACCAGCUGGGCAAGCAUUGAUGGAAGAAUGGAUCUCUACACAGGCCCCUCAGGAAUUUGAAGAGGGUUAA